Galeopterus variegatus (Sunda flying lemur) is the source of this 3687-nucleotide messenger RNA. RefSeq names its product echinoderm microtubule-associated protein-like 6. Gene Ontology annotation, molecular function: microtubule binding. The transcript has 25 exons. The annotation marks the transcript as partial. NCBI's taxonomy places the organism in Eukaryota, Metazoa, Chordata, Mammalia, Dermoptera, Cynocephalidae. The record is from RefSeq and is a predicted model, not a curated record.
AUGGCGGAUCGGACGGCUCCCAGCGGCCAGCUCCGGCUGGAGUGGGUGUACGGGUACCGGGGUCACCAGUGCCGCAACAACCUGUACUACACGGCCGGCAAGGAGGUGGUCUACUUUGUGGCUGGGGUCGGGGUGGUUUACAACACCCGCGAACACAGCCAAAAAUUCUUCUUGGGACACAACGACGACAUUAUCAGCCUUGCCUUACAUCCAGACAAAACUCUCGUUGCAACUGGUCAAGUCGGGAAGGAGCCAUAUGUAUGCAUAUGGGAUUCCUAUAACAUCCAGACUGUGUCUAUUCUUAAAGAUGUCCAUACACAUGGAGUCGCCUGCCUGGCUUUCGACUCAGAUGGACAGCGCUUAGCCUCUGUGGGAUUGGAUGUUAGAGUCUUGGCAAUUGGACUGGUAUCUGGAAGAAGGGGAAAACAUCACAUGAUCAACAUAGCAACUUUUAAUUUUUUUGGACAGAUUUUUGAUAUUUCCUGGGAUCCAUAUCAGCCAAACAGAGUGGUGAGCUGUGGAGUAAAACAUAUAAAGUUUUGGACACUAUGUGGAAAUGCCCUGACUGCAAAAAGAGGGAUAUUUGGCAAAACGGGAGAUCUUCAGACCAUCCUUUGCCUUGCAUGUGCCAAAGAAGACAUCACCUACUCUGGUGCUUUAAAUGGUGACAUCUAUGUCUGGAAAGGGCUCAAUUUAGUGCGCACCAUUCAAGGAGCGCAUAGUGCUGGAAUCUUUAGCAUGUAUGCUUGCGAAGAAGGCUUUGCCACUGGUGGGCGAGAUGGGUGUAUUCGACUAUGGGACACUGAUUUCAAACCAAUAACCAAAAUUGAUCUCAGGGAGACAGAACAGGGAUAUAAAGGCCUCUCUAUUCGGAGUGUGUGCUGGAAAGCAGACCGCCUUCUAGCCGGGACCCAGGACAGCGAGAUAUUUGAAGUGAUUGUGCGAGAGAGAGACAAGCCGAUGUUGAUCCUGCAGGGCCACUGUGAGGGGGAGCUCUGGGCUCUGGCCCUGCACCCCAAGAAGCCUCUGGCUGUGACAGGCAGCGAUGACCGCUCUGUCAGGCUGUGGAGCCUGGCUGACCAUGCCUUGAUCGCCCGCUGUAACAUGGAGGAAGCGGUUCGCAGUGUCGCUUUCAGCCCCGAUGGAUCUCAGUUGGCCCUGGGCAUGAAGGAUGGCUCUUUCAUUGUUCUCCGAGUCAGAGAUAUGACAGAAGUGGUUCAUAUCAAAGAUCGAAAAGAAGUCAUUCAUGAAAUGAAAUUUUCUCCCGAUGGUUCUUACCUCGCAGUGGGAUCCAACGAUGGUCCAGUAGAUGUGUAUGCUGUUGCCCAGCGGUAUAAGAAAAUUGGAGAAUGCAAUAAGUCCCUUAGUUUCAUUACGCACAUCGACUGGUCCUUGGAUAGUAAAUACUUGCAAACUAAUGACGGUGCGGGAGAACGUUUGUUCUACAAGAUGCCAUCUGGGAAGCCUUUAACAAGUAAAGAAGAAAUCAAAGGGAUUCCCUGGGCAUCCUGGACAUGUGUGAAAGGCCCUGAAGUGAGUGGAAUUUGGCCGAAAUACACUGAGGUCACUGACAUCAAUUCAGUGGAUGCAAAUUACAACAGCUCAGUGCUGGUGUCUGGAGAUGAUUUUGGACUAGUUAAAUUGUUUAAAUUUCCUACUCUCAAGAAAGGAGCCAAAUUUAGAAAGUAUGUGGGCCAUUCUGCACAUGUCACAAACGUCCGCUGGUCCCAUGACUUUCAGUGGGUGUUAAGCACAGGAGGGGCUGACCACUCGGUUUUCCAGUGGAGGUUUAUUCCGGAAGAUGUCAGCAACGGCAUGUUGGAAACUGCACCCCAGGAAGGUGGCACUGAUUCCUACAGUGAAGAAUCUGAUUCAGAUUUAUCUGAUGUGCCCGAGUUGGACUCUGAUAUUGAGCAAGAAACUCAAAUCAAUUAUGAUCGCCAAGUUUACAAAGAAGAUCUACCUCAGCUAAAGCAACAAAGUAAAGAGAAAAACCACGCAGUGCCCUUCCUCAAGCGAGAAAAGGCUCCUGAGGACAGCUUGAAACUCCAGUUCAUACAUGGUUAUAGAGGCUACGACUGUAGAAACAAUCUGUUCUACACACAAGCUGGAGAAGUGGUCUACCACAUUGCUGCAGUUGCUGUCGUGUACAACAGGCAGCAGCACUCCCAGAGGCUGUACCUGGGGCACGAUGAUGACAUUCUCAGCCUGACCAUCCAUCCAGUGAAGGACUAUGUGGCCACUGGGCAGGUUGGAAGAGAUGCUGCUAUUCAUGUGUGGGACACACAAACUCUAAAAUGUUUGUCACUAUUGAAAGGACAACAUCAGAGAGGAGUAUGUGCACUCGAUUUUUCAGCCGAUGGAAAAUGUCUGGUGUCGGUUGGUUUAGAGGAUUUUCACAGUAUUGUAUUUUGGGACUGGAAAAAGGGAGAAAAGAUAGCAACAACAAGAGGACAUAAAGAUAAGAUAUUUGUGGUAAAGUGUAACCCACACCAUGUUGACAAAUUGGUUACAGUUGGGAUGAAGCACAUCAAAUUUUGGCAACAAGCAGGUGGGGGCUUCACCUCUAAGAGAGGAAUUUUUGGAAGUGUCGGAAAAUUGGAAACAAUGAUGUGUGUUUCUUAUGGGCGAAUGGAAGAUCUGGUGUUUUCAGGAGCAGCUACUGGAGAUAUUUUUAUAUGGAAAGAUAUCCUACUACUAAAGACAGUGAAAGCUCAUGAUGGGCCUGUGUUUGCUAUGUAUGCAUUGGAUAAGGGCUUUGUAACAGGUGGAAAGGAUGGAAUUGUGGAGCUCUGGGAUGAUAUGUUUGAAAGAUGCUUGAAGACUUAUGCCAUCAAAAGAGCAGCGUUGUCAACGAGCUCAAAAGGCUUGCUUUUGGAAGAUAACCCUUCAAUUCGUGCCAUCACUUUGGGACAUGGGCAUAUCCUGGUGGGAACAAAAAAUGGAGAGAUUCUGGAAAUCGAUAAGAGUGGCCCAAUGACGCUGCUUGUUCAGGGGCACAUGGAAGGAGAAGUGUGGGGGUUGGCAGCUCACCCGCUCCUGCCCAUCUGUGCAACAGUGAGCGAUGAUAAAACGCUUCGGAUCUGGGAAUUAUCCUCCCAGCACCGCAUGCUGGCAGUACGGAAACUCAAAAAAGGUGGUAGAUGUUGUGCCUUUUCCCCUGAUGGGAAAGCCUUAGCAGUUGGCUUGAAUGAUGGCAGUUUCCUGGUCGUAAAUGCUGACACUGUUGAAGAUAUGGUCUCCUUUCAUCACAGAAAAGAAAUGAUCUCUGAUAUUAAAUUUUCAAAAGAUACAGGAAAAUACCUUGCCGUGGCAUCCCAUGAUAACUUUGUGGAUAUUUACAACGUACUUACAAGCAAAAGGGUUGGCAUCUGUAAAGGUGCUUCUAGUUAUAUUACACAUAUUGACUGGGACUCUAGAGGAAAAUUGUUGCAAGUUAAUUCAGGUGCCAAAGAACAACUUUUUUUUGAAGCUCCAAGAGGCAAACGGCAUAUAAUAAGACCUUCAGAGAUUGAGAAGAUAGAGUGGGACACAUGGACCUGUGUCCUGGGGCCCACCUGUGAGGGAAUCUGGCCAGCACACAGUGACGUGACUGAUGUAAAUGCCGCCAGUCUUACCAAAGACUGUUCCCUCUUAGCCACUGGAGAUGAUUUUGGUUUCGUUAAGCUUUUUUCAUAUCCUGUCAAG